AUGGAGUCUCUUCUGAAGAACCUGCACAUCGGCGAGCACAAGUCUGAGCAAGACCACGCAGCGACCCCACCCCCAACCGCAGCGGUUACUCAGACACAAGCAAAGAAAGACGAGUCGAUCUUCGACAAGCUAGGCGAUGUGCUCUCCGGACGCAAGACACCACCGCCCCCACCUGCCCCUGUUGUCCAGCCAAAGAAGGAGGAGUCCGUGUUCGACAAGAUCGGUGACGCGCUGAGCGGUCGCAAGACCCCUCCUCCACCCGUAGCUCAGCCACAAAAGUCGGACAGCGUCUUCGACAAGAUCGGCGAUGCGCUCAGCGGUAGGAAGACCCCGCCCCCGGCACCCCCCAAGAAGGAUAACUUGCUCGAUAAGAUUGGCGAUGUGUUGGGAGGAAAGAAGGAGGAGCCGGCGAAGCCCCAGGGACUCAUGGAUAAAUUGAAUCACCACCUUGGUGGCGGCGCGAAGGGAGAGGCGGAGGAGGGAAAGCUGGACAAAGCCAUCGACCUCUUCCAGGAGCACGUCCUCAAGGAAGGACCUCAACACAACGAGUCAGCGCUUGAGCAGGCGAAGGAUAAGAAGAUCGCGGACACCAUCCGAAAUACGUUGGGCCUCGAGAAGAAGAAAUAG
Messenger RNA from Cyclocybe aegerita, 627 nucleotides. The record is from the annotation of a GenBank genome assembly. Lineage: Eukaryota; Fungi; Basidiomycota; Agaricomycetes; Agaricales; Hemipholiotaceae.